AAUAAAGCGCUACGACUUAGGCCUAGUUAGCCUUACGGCGUGCUGCAAGUCUACGCGCUCAAGAGCGGCCUCCUUGCGCGCCGAGUCCCAGUUGGCUAAGGCUUGCUGUGCGCCCUUGGAGCAACCACGGUUUUAACUACUACGGAAAUGGGCUUUACCGACUGCAUAGCCGCGCUUGAUCAAGGGACCCAGUCGACGCGCGUCUUCCUGUUCGACAAGGAUUGCAAUCCAUUGGCGUCUCACCAAGUUGACCUGCCGCAAAUCUACCCACAAGCAGGGUGGUGCGAACACGACCCGCUGGAAAUAUGGCGGACUGUCCUGGAGUGUCUAAGCAAGGCUUGGGAGUUGGGUCAGCAGCAGAUGGCUGCCUCGGGACGGCCGCCCCUCCGCAUGUUGGGCCUUGGCAUCACCAACCAGCGGGAGACUACGGUGGUGUGGAGCCGAACCACGGGUCGCCCGCUGCACAACGCCAUUGUCUGGCUGGACACCCGAACCAGUGACCUCUGCGGGCGCCUGGCGGAGCAGCACGGCGGGCGGGACGCCUUCCGAGGCAUCACCGGACUGCCGAUUUCGCCGUACUUCUCCGCAACCAAGUACCUCUGGUUGUACGACCAUGUGCCUGAGGUCCGUGCGGCGGUUGACUGCGGAGACGCGGCCGUUGGUACCGUUGACAGUUGGUUGAUCUGGCAGUUGACGGGCGGAGCCGGAGGCGGCGUCCACGUGACUGACGUCACCAACGCCUCCCGGACUCUUCUCAUGGACCUAGACUCCCUCGACUGGCACCCGCCCACCCUGGCCGCGUUCCGUUGCCCCCGGGAGGUACUGCCGCGAAUCGUAUCCAAUGCGGAAGUGUACGGCACAAUAACCGCCAACCGCCACAACGGCCACCGGGAGGGCUACAACGGUCGCAACGGUGACCAAGACCACCCGUUGGCUGCCUUUGAGGGGGUUCCCAUUGCGGGCAGCUUGGGGGACCAGAUGGCGGCUGUGCUCGGUCAGCGCUGCCGGCCCGGUGAGGCCAAGAAUACGUACGGCACGGGUUGCUUCAUGCUGUUGAACACCGGGGGGCGCCGCAUCGCCUCCACACACGGACUGCUCACGACGCUGGCAUUCAAGCUGGGACCCGGGCAGCCGGCUAACUACGCACUGGAGGGCUCUGUGGCGGUGGCGGGUUUGGGAGUGAGCUGGCUCCGGGACAACCUAGGGCUGAUUGGCAGCGCGGGGGAGUCGGGGGAGCUGGCGGCAAGUGUGAAGGACACGGGCGGUGUGUAUUUCGUCCCUGCCUUCUCCGGCCUGCUGGCCCCCCGCUGGCGUGCGGAUGCGCGCGGGGUGCUGAUUGGCAUGACCUCCUUCACCACCCGGGCACAUGUGGUUCGCGCCAUGCUGGAGGCCAUUUGCUUCCAGUCCCGCGAGGUGUUGGACGCCAUGCGGCAGGAUGCAGGGCUGCAGGGAGGGCUGGCGGCGCUGAGGGUGGACGGCGGGGCGGCGGCGAACGACCUGCUCAUGCAGCUGCAGGCGGACCUGCUGCAGGUCCCCGUGCUGCGCCCCGCCUUCCGCGAGACCACCAGUCUUGGAGCUGCCCUGGCAGCCGGCCUAGCAGUGGGGUUUUGGAGCGAGGAAGAGAUAUUUGCAUCGGCCGCCUCACCCGCCGCCGCUUGCUCGGCUGCUGCCUCACCACGACGCCUGCAGACGGCUGCUGCAUCGCCCCGAGCUGCGGCUGCUGGGGCUGCGGCGGAGUCGGAGGCCGUAAAGGGGCCAUUUGCAGCGGUGGCAGCGGCGCCUGCAGGGCCGGUACAGGAGGCAGAGGAAGCGACAACAGCACCGAGCGGCCGUGCGCGGGCAGAAGGGGAGAAUGGCGAUUGCCCUGCUAGCACUGACGGCAACAACGUCAGCAACAACAACGGCAGCAGCAGCAGCAAUGGUACCGGUAGCAAUGGGUAUAGCCUGAGCAGCAGCAACAGUGUUGCCAACAGCUUCACCGCGUUUUGCCCCUCCAUUAGCGCUGCGGCGGCGGGAAAGCGGUACGCCCGAUGGCACAAGGCAGUGGAGAGGGCGUUGGAUUUGGCGGAUCUAGCUGCGGAUUCGGAUGAAGAGGAGGACGAUGGGCGGUGAGCAGAUGGAUGUAAUGAGAUGGGGUCGAUGCGGAUGGAUGGCGGGGAAUCUAGCUGCAGCAGGUUCGAAUGACAGGCAGGAAGGGGGGAGGUAGGGAGCAGAUGAGGGUCUAGCGGAUAAGGGAAAGCGGGGACAGGAACGGCAUGCUUCCUUCUGUAGAUGCAUGUUGCGUUGCGGAAGAGAGAGCGGCUGGUGCUGGCAGCAUGUGUCGAUGAGAGCACAGAUAGCCGCCGAGCGUUAGGCGUUUGGUUCCCCAGCGGCAACCGGCAAGUACCUGUGGGGGUAUGUGAAGGAGCCAAGCGUUUAGAAGAGCAGCGGGGCUGAAUAAAAACGUGCCUCAGUUAUUGGCGGCGGCGGCCAGCCCAGACGUUUCGGCGGUGGUUGCUGAUGGUGGCGGUGGGGUAAGGAGGCGUUAAGGUUGGAUGAGAGGUUGGGCGGCGGCUGGGAAGUUGGACCUGGUUCGCGGCGAGUGAGCUGCGGGGUUUUAGUCCUUGUUGAGCAUUGCAUUAGGCCCGGCAGGGUUGAGUCAACGUUGAACCAACCUCUACUUUCAUAAUUGCUUGCUAUGUGAACGGCUUUCCUUCGAUACAUAGCAUUGUUAGCGCAAGCAAGAUUGCCACCGCUACUAGGAAGGGACUGUCCACGGUCCACCUCGACCGUCUGUCAAUCGCUUUGAAUUGAAGCCUACCGUCUGGCCCAGUCAUAGCCUUUUCUUUUUGUCUCUUCUUUAAACUAGCUUUCAAACCGUAUCUAGUAGAGCCCGGAUCAUACGAAACGCCUGCACGUUCAGGGUUCUGACUCAUCACUUUACGCUUCGUAACCGCUUACGCCACGUCCUGUCCCAGGCUAUCAUUUUUCUUUAUUUGGGUCAACACUUAACUAGGAAUAUCUUUACUAUCGCUUCAGACUGGUUACUUUUACCCAAUGCUGCUCAGUCGAGAAGUACCAUAGUAACGGAGUCUAGCGAACAGCUAAUACGUUUCCUUACAGGGUUGUCUACCCACUCAUCUCAGCCUUUACAGAAAACCAGUUACUGCGGCGGCAAGUAGCUUGCAUCGGCCUCAGCGAUUUCAACCCAACGGAGCAAUGCUUGACCCAUCUCGCAUAUGGCUCCCAGAGCUCAUCCUGCACAUCGCUAGCUUUAUGCCAGCCAACGACGUGGCGUGCAGCUUACGCCUAGUCGACAAGUCCACAGCUGCUCUGCUUCGCGCUCCCGAGCACACCACCAUCCACCUUUCACAGCCAGUCCCACACGCAAUCUUUGCUCACCAAUGGACAAACCAGGACGCCAUCCGCAGUCUCCCCUUGCGGAAACGUCGCCUGCUGUUGCACUCCGCAGCAGCCAGCGGCAACCUCGACAACAUGAGAAUCCUCGCUGUGUCCGAUGACAUUACCGCGCCCCUCAACAUCCAUUACGACUCCAUGGCCGCAACCAUCGACCCACCCUCAACCUCCCAGCACCGCUGUCUUUCACGUCGUCACAACAUCUUCUCUCUCCGCUCGCUGCUACACGCAGCUGCUACCAACGGCCAUCACGCCAUGUGCGCAUGGCUACUUGACCAAGACUGCCCCUGGAGCAACCCUGCUCCAGGGUUGGCUGCUCGCGGCGGUCAUGUGGGCCUUAUGCAAUGGCUCCUAAGGCAUCCCCUCUCCCGGUUCUGCUAUCGUCAUGACGAGCUAGUACCAAGCCUACUUGCGGGUGCUGCUGCCGGCUGCGAUCUCCCCACCCUUAAGCGCCUUAUGCACGAUUGGCUGGAUACCGGUACACGCCAAACCGGCGGUGCACUAGACGAGCUCUUAACCCAGGCCCAGAAGACCGAGAUAAUGUCAGAGGCCACAGGCAGCCGUACACACGACUGGCAGGCCAAGGUGGUUUGGCUGGAGUCGCAAGGCUACCCGAGGAACGCAGACGCGUGUGCGGGUGCGGUGGAUCGAGCGGUUACGGAUUGGCGGGAGCGGUUAGACUGGCUGCAGAACGCAAGAGGCUGGGGAGCAGAUUGCUGCCGCGUCUUUAGCAGCAACAGCGGCAUGUACGGAGAGGAUGGUGAUGCCGUUGUUGGUUUGGUGCCUCCUCAGCGUGUCAACGCCACUAUCACCCAUGUGUUUGACCGAGCAGCGGAGAGCGGCAAUGUGGCUGCCGUACACUACUUGCUGGAAAGGGAGGAGGCCAUUGCUGCUGCAGCCGCCGCUGCUGCCGCCUCAGCCGCUGCCGCCGCUGCCAUGACUGCCUCAUGCAACCAACAGCAGCAGGGUCAGCAGGUGCCAGGAGGACAGCAGCAGCAGCAGCAGCCCCGUGCUUUCCUCAGCAGCAACUGCUGCACGGGCAUGUGGAGGGGCGGCAGGCCGCUGGCACAUCGUGUGGCUAGGAACGGCCACCUGGGGGUGCUGCAGGCGAUGCAUGCGGCCGGCUGGCAGGCGGCCCAUGCGGGCACGGUGGGGGCGGCGGCGGAGGGCGGGCAGCGGGCUGUAGUGGCUUGGUUGGUAGAGUGCAUGGCGGCGGAGGUUGCGGCAGUUGCUAGUGACGAGGACGGUGGUGGCGGUGGUGGUGAUGGUGGUGCUGCUGCGCUGACUGUGGGCGUGUUUCGAGACGCCGCCAGUUCUGGGAAUGUGGAGCUGCUGGAGUGGCUGCACGCGCGGGGUUGUCCCAUGCCGGAGGACGGCUUGCCGUACAUCCACGCAGUCCUAGACGGCGACCUCGACCUGCUGCGCUGUCUGUGGCGCCUGGGCUGCCCCUGGGGAGCCCGAGGUGCGGUGUUCACAUGCGCGCUGUGCCAGGGGGAUCUCUCGCGCGGGCUGCUGACGUGUCUGCUGCAGCUGGGCUGUCCCGUGGAGUGGGGGGCGGCGCUGACGGUAGCGAGGAGGUUUUACGCGGGGACGGAGCUGGUGGGCUGGCUGGAGGCGCAGCAUCAGGCUGAAGUGCUGCACCAGCGGGGAGGAUAGCGGUGGUGGGAAGCAUAGCGGCGGCGGUAGAGGGGAGAGGGGAUGCAAACAGAUGGGCAACAGGGCAGGAUCAGCAAUGGGGACAGAAGGUGCAGGGAUAAUAGCAGGGGAGGUGUGGGGCCGUAGCAUAUGCGCAGCCGAGGGCGAAUCUACGUAAAAGCUAACGGAUGGAGGGUUGCAUACCUUGCGCCUGUUUGCUGAAUUACGAUGCACAAAGGGCGUAGUGGUGGUGAUGUUAGUGUUUGCAUCGGGAUGCAUUGUUCGCGGUGCAUGUGCCCUGGAAGAAGGCUGUUGUGGGGUUU
Molecule: messenger RNA, 5354 nt
Organism: Astrephomene gubernaculifera
Lineage: Eukaryota; Viridiplantae; Chlorophyta; Chlorophyceae; Chlamydomonadales; Astrephomenaceae
Source: the annotation of a GenBank genome assembly